CUCUGGGCAUGGACAAUGGAUACUUUAAGUCUACCAGUGAACGCUGUUUCAUACACUGUGGCAGCUGAACUCUCCGCCACUGAUGAUCCGUUCAGUGCGCCCAUCAGGGACAUCGAGCCGUGGAACUUCACUAUCCUGGCCGUGCUGAUGUUUGUGGUCACCUCGCUGUCUCUGAGCGAAAACUUCCUCGUUAUGUUUGUCACUUUCAAGUACAAACAACUCAGACAACCCCUGAACUAUAUCAUAGUUAAUUUGGCCAUCGCUGACUUUCUGGUGUCCCUCAUCGGUGGAGUAAUAAGUUUCCUGACAAACGCCAGAGGUUAUUUCUUCCUUGGGAAGUGGGCUUGCGUCUUGGAGGGGUUUGCUGUAACUUUUUUCGGAAUCGUGGCCUUGUGGUCCCUUGCCGUUCUGUCCUUCGAGCGAUUCUUCGUGAUCUGCCGGCCUCUAGGGAACAUCCGACUGCAAGCGAAGCACGCGAUCCUCGGUCUACUGUUCGUCUGGACCUUCUCCUUGAUCUGGACCUUCCCUCCGGUGCUGGGUUGGAACAGAUACACUGUAAGCAAGAUCGGAACCACCUGUGAGCCUGACUGGUAUUCAACCAACGUGAUCGAUCACAGCUACAUCAUCACUUUCUUCAGCACCUGUUUCAUCCUGCCUCUGGGAGUUAUAUUUUUCUGCUAUGGGAAGCUCCUGCGCAAACUUAGGAAGGUAUCUCAUGGUCGUCUGACCAGCGCCAGGAAGCCAGAGCGUCAGGUGACCCGCAUGGUGGUGGUGAUGAUUGUGGCAUUCAUGGUGUGCUGGACGCCCUAUGCAGCCUUCUCUAUACUGGUCACAGCUCAUCCAACCAUCGAACUCGACCCCAGGCUGGUCUCCAUCCCUGCCUUCUUUUCCAAAACAGCUGCUGUCUACAACCCAAUAAUUUACGUCUUCAUGAACAAACAGUUCAGGAAGUGCCUAAUCCAGCUCUUUACUGGCACGGGGAGCAUCCCAGACAACAAUCUGAACCAGACCUCAGAGCGACAUGGAAUUACUGCAGAGAGUCAUACGGGAGAAAUGUCAGCCAUUGCAGCCCGCAUCCCUGUAGGAGGCAACGGGUCGCCCAGGUCUGAUGAUUCUCCCACUGACUGUGGCUCGUUGGCCCAGCUGCCCAUCCCAGAGAACAAAGUGUGUCCCAUGUAA
Plectropomus leopardus (leopard coralgrouper) is the source of this 1179-nucleotide messenger RNA. It is a transcript of the gene valopa, whose product is annotated as vertebrate ancient long opsin a. NCBI's taxonomy places the organism in Eukaryota, Metazoa, Chordata, Actinopteri, Perciformes, Serranidae. Gene Ontology annotation, cellular component: membrane. The record is from RefSeq and is a predicted model, not a curated record. Gene Ontology annotation, molecular function: G protein-coupled receptor activity. Gene Ontology annotation, biological process: G protein-coupled receptor signaling pathway; visual perception.